CCCGCGCAACCAUCAUUGCUGUCUCACAUCAUGUCACAUCUCAACUGUGCCGCCUUCUUUUGUUUGUCAUGUGUCAAAUCAAAUCAUGUCACACACGUCGUUCAUUCAUUGAACAAACACAACAAACAGCAGAAACAACAAACAUGAGCGAGGAAGCGACAGGGAAGUGGCACCGCUACUAUGACAAAGGCUUCCUGCCCUGGGACAGCGGGAAGCCGGCGUCGCAGCUCGUGGAGUUUGUGGAGAACACGUUCCUGCCGGCAUGGGAAGCAGCAACAGCAGCAACAGCGGCAACAGCAGCAACAACGACGGAAACAACAGGCGAGCAGGCGCCUACCGCAAGCAGCAGCAGCGACGGAGCAGCUACGGCUGCGAGACGCCGACCGCGCGCCAUUGAGAUUGGGUGCGGCACGGGGGCGUCGUGUGUGUACCUGGCGCAGCAAGGGUUUGUGGUGACUGGAGUGGACCUGGUUGCAGACGCAGUUGCAGCAGCCAAGGAGCGUGCGGAGCACGCGGGUGUCAGCGACUGCUGCACGUUCCUGGUUGCAGACGCAUUUCAGCUACCGUGGGCUGCUGAAGCCCACACCGACAGCGAGUACGAACAACAACAGCAGCAACAGCAGCAACCACAACAGGAGGAGGCGACUGGCGACGCUGCUGUGACACCCCACAGCUACGACCUGGUGUAUGACUGCCAGACGUUUCACGUGCUGCGGCAGAUUGAUGAGCGAGGCAUCGUUGCGGUGUACAAGCGCCUGCUUCGCCCGGGCGGGUACAUGUUCACACUGACGGGCAACGCGGAUGAGCCUGAAGUUGGGCCCUCUGUGCUGACACGGGAGGAGCUCUGUCGUGCGUUUGCAGACUUUGAGCAGGUCUCUGUGCAGCCGUCGCGGUUUGAUAUGACGCCCACUUAUGCCUCCUUGUCCCAGCCACCUCUGGCCUGGUGUGGCAUCUUCCGAGCAUGACGCGCGCGCGCGCGCGCGCGCGUGUGUGUGUGUGUGUGUGUGUGU
Messenger RNA from Salpingoeca rosetta, 1010 nucleotides. RefSeq lists its product as uncharacterized. The record is from RefSeq and is a predicted model, not a curated record. NCBI's taxonomy places the organism in Eukaryota, Choanoflagellata, Craspedida, Salpingoecidae. Bases 69 to 965 code for a protein of 298 amino acids. Gene Ontology annotation, molecular function: thiopurine S-methyltransferase activity. The transcript has a single exon.